Messenger RNA from Gilbertella persicaria, 654 nucleotides. RefSeq names its product cap-binding protein CBP20. Gene Ontology annotation, biological process: mRNA cis splicing, via spliceosome. Bases 1 to 654 code for a protein of 217 amino acids. The transcript is spliced from 4 exons. The record is from RefSeq and is a predicted model, not a curated record. Gene Ontology annotation, molecular function: RNA cap binding. Lineage: Eukaryota; Fungi; Mucoromycota; Mucoromycetes; Mucorales; Choanephoraceae. Gene Ontology annotation, cellular component: nuclear cap binding complex.
AUGGCAUCAAUUAUCAAUUCUCUUGCAGUUCCUUCAAGUUAUCGCGAUCAAUUAUAUCAAGGUUCUUCUAAUCAACUCUCUGACGAUCUCUCCACUACAGCUACACUCUAUGUUGGCAAUCUCUCUUUCUUUACAACAGAAGAACAAAUCUAUGAGUUGUUUGCUAAAUGUGGCGAAAUCAAGCGUAUCAUCAUGGGUUUAGAUCGUAACCAAAAGACACCUUGUGGAUUCUGUUUUGUAGAGUAUUAUCAUCGUUCUGAUGCGCUUGAUUGCAUGAAAUACACCAAUGGUACCAAGCUUGAUGAACGUGUGAUUCGUUGUGAUCUUGAUCCAGGUUUUAAAGAAGGUAGACAGUUUGGUCGUGGUAAGAGUGGUGGACAAGUCAGAGACGAAUAUCGUACAGAAUAUGAUGUUGGUCGAGGUGGUUGGGGUCACCGUAUGCGUAUGCAACUCGAAAACGAACGUGAACGUAACAUCAAGGAGAACUAUGAGGCCAUCAAGGACAUCCCUCAAGGUGCUGAUGAAUACAAGAGUCGAUCUGGUACUGCAAACAAUAAGCGCAAAUAUGAAGACAACAGUCAAGAUGAAACACAUAAGCGUCAAAAAGAACAGAACCCUCGAUUCAGAGAGAACGAAGACGAAGAUGAUGAAUAA